Coregonus sp. 'balchen' is the source of this 14679-nucleotide messenger RNA. Lineage: Eukaryota; Metazoa; Chordata; Actinopteri; Salmoniformes; Salmonidae. The record is from the annotation of a GenBank genome assembly.
UGUCUCCUGAGCUGCUAGGGGUCCUAUCCUCAAUUGCGGCCUUUGUGGCCGUGAUGGUUCUCUUUUUUCUUUACCUCAGCAACAAGCUGUCAGUGGAGAGCGCCAGCGACCUGCCACGCCUCGACGACUAUAGGCCCGACCAGCAAGGUAAACACGUCAAGUGGUACAACACUCAAAGUCUGUAUGCAGUUUGUCUGUUGUUCUAUGGUCCUGGGCUAGUUUCCUGGACCCAGAUAAAGCCUAGCUCUGGGAUGAAAAGCUCAUUUAUUUGUUCAGGUUUAGGCUUAAUGUAGGUCUGGGGGAUCGUCCCAAAAUAUACAAAUAAAUCAAUUUCUGAUUGUCUGACCAACAAUUUAAAACUCUCACAAUCACUGUUACGAUAAUGCUUGUGGAUGAGAAGGUCAUGAAUAGACAUUAUCCCUAAUCACAGAUUGUCCUCCUCAUACAUGUAUAAAGUGUCAGUCAUGGAUUUCAGACAGUAAUACCUGGCCCACACACUCUCAUGAACCAAAUAUCCCAGCCAGAGCCUGUGAUGAGGUGAUGAGAUAAUCUAGAAUCCACCAGACAGUGUGGAGAAGGACAGCAGCUCCAGCCGUCAGCAAGUCCACCCAACAUGGCGUUCUUCAAGAGCUUCGGGCAGAACCUACCAUCUGUAAACAUCUCCUCCAUCUUGGAUUCGGUCAGCAGCAAAGUGGACGACCUAGCCAGCGCCGUCAGUGAUGCCACCUACAGCGUCAGUGACCAGCUGACCGAGCUCAGCGACCAGGUCAUCAAGAAGGUGCAGACGGAGGAGGAGGCGGCUGCAGAACCGGCAGAGGGGGGCCAGGAGAACAAGGAUGGGAAGGCCCAGGAAGGGAUAGCAGACUCAUUCAGGAGCAAAAUCAAGCGGCAGGCAUCAGAGGCCUGCUCAAGCUUGGCAGACUACAGCUCCAACCUCAGCCAAUCCAAUGACUCGAAGAAUAACCAAUCGAGUGACGUCACAGCAGAGGACUAUGUUCCAGCCCAAUUGGAAUGGGUGUGGAAAGAUGGAGGCUGGCGAGUGGUAAAACCAGGAGAGAGUUCUGCAGAGGGCAAGGAACAGGAAGAGAAAAUGAAGGAGGAGGAGAAGACGAAGAAGGAGGAGAAGGAGAAGAGGAAGGCGGAGAAAGACAAGAAGAAGGAGGAGAGGCUGAAACAGGAGGAGAAGAAGAAGAAUAGCCAUCAGGAGACCAUCGAGGAGGAGCCUGAAGAUAAAGAAACCAGCUCAUUACCGAAAGAAAACCACACUACUAGUCAGAACAAAGAGGAACAGAAAGAGGACAAAUCCAAUGGGGUCCACCAGCGUGACGACCAUAGUGAUCCACCACAAUCUCUUUGCACUGAGGAAGAGUCGAGAGCAUCCAAAAAGAAAAACAAGGGGAAAGCUGAAGAGGAGGAAGAGAAUAAGAUGAGCCCUGAGGGAGAUGGAGAGACCGAACCUGCUAUGUCUCCCUCUUCUGAGAAAAAGAAGAAAAAGAGUGACAAGAAGAAAGAGAAAGGGAAGAAACAGAGCAAGAAGGAGAAUAAAGGGGAUAAAGGUGAGAGGGUGUGCUGCUUCCCCCCUCUUCUACUCUUCAUGGCUGUGACCUGUGACCUAACUGAAACCUAACUGUAACUCAGUGUUUAGGGUUCUAAACUUGAAAACUAAUUACGUUUUAACAGUCAUGGAUGGAUCAAAAUACAUCUGUCUGUGGCUGUCACGUUCACUUUUUCAGUUCUUUCUCCUCACGGCUUUACCUGUUUCUCUCAAUGAUUGUUGUAGAUGUCACAUUAUGGAUACAGGGAGAGAGUUUACCAGUUAGAAAUAUGAUAAUUAUAUUCUAUGACGUUCAGCUAAGAUAAAGUGUAGUAAAUGCUUUUAUCAGUUUGAUAUCUAAUACGUCCUCUAUCUGGAGACCAUUAAAUAGAUAGAACAGGGAGAUAGGGGCUUGCUCCGUAAAAAAAGAAAUACUGUGACACAUCCUCUAUGAUCAGGGCCCAUAUAUCCACAAAGUGUCUCAGAAUAGCAGUGCUGGUCUAUGAUCCCCAACCUGUCCAUAUAGUCUGAUUCAUUAUGAUGUAAAAGGCUCAACUGAUCCUAGAUCAGCACACCUACACUGAGACGCGUGUGAAUACGGGCCCUGAGAGUGGAGUUGUGUCUUAUGUUGGGCUGAUUGUGAUGAGGUACUAUGAUCUUGUGUGUGUGUAUCUGUUUGCACCUGUCCAGACCAGAGCUGCUCAGAGCGUGGCUCUGAGGAGGACACUCAAGAGGACAGACCAGGGGGACACUCUGAACCCUCAGCCCAGCACAGAGCCUCAGUCUGGGACAACCGACCUAAACGCACCAGCGACCACAGCAGUGAGGCCUCUACCGGACAAGGUGAGAAACUCACAGAUGUGACAACAUACAUAGAAAGGCACGCACACGCACACGCUCACACACACACACACACACACACACACACACACACACACACACACACAGGCAUGCACGCUAUGUCUGAUUGGCAGAACACACAUAAAUCAUUGAAACAUUUCCCAAGAGACCUAUCAAACAUAUCCAUUACUGUCUUACACAGCCAACAGCAUCCAGCGGAUGGGACAAGGCUCUCCCCUCAACGAGCUCCAGCCACCCCCAUAUCAGGACGAGGAUAGUCCGGUCCGAGUGUCUCGCUCGCGGUCGGGGGCGGGGGGUCUGGGGGAGUCGUCCCCAGACGGUAAUGUUACACAGCGCUCCAGUGAGGCCAGCGUUGACCAGGACACUGAGAGUUACCUCAACAAGGGCUACGAUGAGGACGUACCUAGUGACAGCACUGCCGUCCUGGGACCAGAGGUGAGCUAGGACAAAGACACUCAUACGGCAGAUGGUGAACUGUUAGCAUGUCCCAUAGGACAAUGUGUCACGCUAGCCGGGCAUGCUCAGUUGCAUACCGGAUAUCUAGCAAAUGCUAACAACAUAAACCUAUUGGCUAGUACUCUGUUUGGCUAUGAUAGGCCUACCAUCGGUCUCUAACCCCUCCCUCACCCAGUGUCAUGUCCUGCUCUAAGAUCUCCCCUCACUGUGUGAUGUCACAGAUGAAGACUGACACUGACAUAUUUAUGCAUUAAAAUCCAUCUUAUCAUCCUCUCUCUCAUCUUUCUCUCUCCCUCCCUCUCUUUCUCUAACCCCCUCUCCCCCGCCUCUCCCACAGGAUGGUUCACCCUCCCGUCUCCCCUUCACCCAGUGCUGUGUCCUGCUCUAAGGGCCUAUAUCUACCCUCACUCUGUGAUGUCACAGAUGAGGACUGAAUCCAACAGAUUCAUGAAUUUCAAUGCAUCUUUUCCUCCCAUCUAUCGUCUUUCUCUCUUUCUCUCUAUUUCUCCCCCUCCCCCCAGGAUGGUUCCCCCUCCCAUCUCCACGUGGGCUAUGAGCCCGAGCCACUGGCCAAGUAUGGCACGCUGGACGUGGCCUUCGAGUAUGACUCGGGCGAGCAACGCCUUGCCGUCACUGUCACCGCAGCAACCGACAUCCCCGCACUCAAACAGACAGGGAACAUCGCGUGGCAGGUGGGGCAUAAACAAACUAACACUUUACUGUUGUGCUCAUCGGUCUUGCACUCACACUUAAACGUAUUUCCUUACUAGCACUGAUUUUGCAGAUAGCGGUUAUUUUGAAGAAAGUUUUACUUGCAAUGAUUGUGAUAUGUGGUCGUACCUACCUUAGUUGAAUGCACUGACUAUAAGUCACCCUGGAUAAGAGCAUCUGCUUCAGUAAAAAUGAUUUUGAAUUGAUACAAAAAUGUAUUAUAACUCACUUAUAAUAAUACAUUAUGAAGGCUCAUUCAUGCUUAUAGCAAGUUAUAAAGCAUUAUAACUAUUAUAAAAAAUACUACAUGCCAUUUAGCAGACACUUUUAUCCAUAUCGACUUACACAUGCGUACAUACACUUUCAUAUGGGUGGCCCCAGUGGGAAUCAAACCCACAAUCCUGGAGUUGCAAGUGCUAUGAUCUACCAACUGAGCCACACAGGAGUAGGGUUGCAAAAUUACGAGAACUUUCAAUAAAUUCCCUGGUUUCCUGAAAUCCCGGUUGGAGGAACCCUGGAAUCAGGAGGGAAUAAGGAGGAAAUCCGGAAUCCUUCAACCAGGAACCUGGAAAACCAGAGAAUUUAUUGAACGUUCCCGUAAUUGUGCAAACCUACACAGGAUACAUGUAUGCUUUAAGUAAAGUGUUACCUGUAAAUAUAAAUGUAGGUGCACCUGGUGUUGCUGCCCACUAAGAAGCAACGGGCCAAGACGGGGGUGCAGAGGGGGCCGUGCCCCAUGUUCACAGAGACCUUCCGCUUCACCAGGGUGGAGGAGGAGGCGCUGGCAGACCACGCCGUCAGGUUCCGCCUCUACAGCGUCAGGAGGAUGAAGAAGGAGAAGGUGCUGGGAGAGAAGGUGUUCUACUUGACCAAACUCAACCUGCAGGGCAAGAUGGCGCUGCCCGUUACACUGGAGCCUGGCACAGCACUAACGGUGAGUUGCUGGGGAGAUGGGGUUGGAGGGUGGAGAGGGGCGUGUGUGUGGGAGGAGUCUGUUUGUGGAAUGUCUCGCCAAAGAAGUCUGAUUUGUAUGAACGUAGAUAAAUGACCAGUAGAAGCUAUCGUUUAAAAUGCAUGCACUAUAAUGGUACAGGAUCUUGUAGACUGACCCUAUAGACAAAGCAUAGUCUCACACAAUCCACGUCAUUCAGUUGCAUUGUACUGAUUCCUACCAAGGCCUCUCUCAAACCAAGGCCUCUCUCUAACUCUGUAUGUGGUGUUAGCUGUCCUCUCCGGUCUCCCUACAGGGCUGUGGGUCGUUGCUGAGUGUGUCUCGCAGCGUGGCGGCUUUGUCCUACCGCUCUACUUGGGACUCCACACCAGAGAUCCUACUGGGCCUCAUCUAUAACUCCACCACUGGCAGGCUCUCUGCAGAGGUCAUCCAGGGAAGACAGUUCAAGAACACAGCCUCAGACAAACCUCCCAGUGAGUGGACAAUCACAUAUGGAUGAGCUCUCUUCCGUUGUAUCUGUGAUAAUGUUAUGUAGAAGUAGUAGGGUAGCUAUAGCAUACCUGGGUUGAAAUAGUACUGCAUUGGUUCCAUUGUGCCAGGCAAGCUCAAUCAAGCGCAGCUUAAGUAUUCGAAAGAAAACAAAUGCUAUUUGAACCCAGGUCUGUACCGGUACAUGAGACAGACAUGGGGUCAUCUUAAUGCAUGGGGGGCAUUGCUCUCUUCUGUUAUAAGGCAUUGUUGAUCAUGUUAUUGAGUAGGGUAGCUAUAGCAUUAAAAUACGUAGAUUUGAAUAACAUUUUUUAUUUAUAAUGGUGGAAUAAUCUCUCUAUUCUUGCCUCUUAUUUACUUUACUUUCAGUCUUUUAUCCUCUCUAAACUGUCUUCUCUCUUUCCUUCCCUCGCUUUUCCUCUUCCCUUUCCUCCUUCCCUCCUGGCCCUCUGUGUGUUGUGUCCUCUUCCCUUCCUCCUGGCCCUCUGUGUGUUGUGUCCUCUUCCCUUUCCUCCUGUCCCUCUGUGUGUUGUGUCCUCUUCCCUUUCCUCCUGGCCCUCUGUGUGUUGUGUCCUCUUCCCUUUCCUCCUGGCCCUCUGUGUGUUGUGUCCUCUUCCCUUUCCUCCUGGCCCUCUGUGUGUUGUGUCCUCUUCCCUUUCCUCCUGGCCCUCUGUGUGUUUGUGUCCUCUUCCCUUUCCUCCUGGCCCUCUGUGUGUUGUGUCCUCUUCCCUUUCCUCCUGGCCCUCUGUGUGUUGUGUCCUCUUCCCUUUCCUCCUGGCCCUCUGUGUGUUGUGUCCUCUUCCCUUUCCUCCUGUCCCUCUGUGUGUUGUGUCCUCUUCCCUUUCCCUCCUGGCCCUCUGUGUGUUGGUGUCCUCUUCCCUUUCCUCCUGGCCCUCUGUGUGUUGUGUCCUCCUUUCCCUUUGCCUCCGGGCCCUCUGUUUGUUGUGUCCCCUUCCUCCUGGCCUCUGUGUUGUGUCCUCUUCUACUGUUCCUCCUUCCUCCUGGCCCCUCUGUUGUUUGUGCCUCGUUCCCUUCUCUCUGGCCCUUGUGUUGUUCCUCUUCCACCUUUCCUCCUGGCCCUCUGUUGUUUGUGUCCUCUUUCCCUUGCCUCCACUGUCCCUCUUGUUUGUCCUCCUCCCUUGUCCCGGCCCUAUGUGAGUGCUGUCCUGCUCCCAUGUCCUGGCACUCUGUGGUGUGCCUCUCCACCCACCCUGGCCCUACUGGUGGGUCCUUUCCUUUCCGUCGGGCACUUGGGUAGUGAGCAAGGACUCUGCAGAGGACCUGGAGAUUGUGCACAGCUCACCCCCCCAUCUCUGUGUUUGGUGCCCUCUUCCAGCUUCCCGGCCCCUUGUGUGUGCGGGUGAUAAACAGCAAGGAGGACAACUAUGAGGUCAUGAGAGGUGGAGCCUGCAUGUCUGUACAUGACCAGAGUCGUGCGCUCCUGCUCUGAUAAUGUUGGCAUGUCGUGAAAGGGAACCGAAAAAUUACUGGGAUCGAAAAUGACACUAUUGUGGUUCAAGACACUCAAUCCACAGGCUAUUCUUCACUGUUAUGUUCAUUAAUCUUCAGUAGAUGGCAGCAUCUCACCAUGUUCCCCCUUCUCUCCCUCCCUCCCUUUGUCCACAGACACCUAUGUGAAGCUGAACAUGCUGGACUCCAAGGGCAAGGAGAUGUCCAAGUGCAAGACGUCGGUGUGCCGCGGCCAGCCCAACCCCACCUACAAGGAGACCUUUGUCUUUCAGGUGAGAGAGAGAGAGAGAGAGACAGAGAGAGAGAGAGACAGAGAGAGAGACAGAGAGAGAGACAGACAGACAGAAACAACCCACCCCAUCUCUGUUGUCUUCCAGGUGGCCCUCUUCCAGCUGUCCGAGGUCUCCCUUGUGGUGUCGGUGUACAGCCGGAGGAGCAGCAUGAAGGCCAGGGAGAGGGUGGGCUGGCUGUCCCUGGGGCUCAACAGCACCGGAGAGGAGCAGCAGGCCCACUGGAGCCAGAUGAAGGAGGCCGAGGGACAGCAGGUGUGCCACUGGCACACACUCUUGGAAUCUUGAACAGGUCUUGAUGAGAAUCACCAGAUUUGAUCUCGUUAACUAAGAAUAAGCUGUAUAAAUAAAGGUGAAAUUAAAUGGUUAAAUAGGAGGAGGAAUACGUUGGAGGAAUAGGAUGAGGAAGAUUAUGGGGUAUGUUGACCUCAGUGUUGCGAGGGAAUGUGUUCCAUGACCUUCAUUCAGAGAUGCAGAUGAGGAGCUAUGAGGAACCAUCCGCCUAUACUGUGCUUAUCACCUGGUGUGGAAUGUGUGUGUGUGAGGGUGCAGAGCUUUGAGAAGCACGUGGAUUCCACUUGGAGUCUCCCGUUCACUGACAGCUGCUUUAAUACUCUUCAAUCCAUAAACCAGCCACCUACCCUGAGACAGACUGGUCUGGUUGACAGACUGACUGGUGCUCCCAGCUCCAGUCAUUGUCGAUGGGGGCAUCAAAGUCAGACUCAUCUUUGUAAUACAACAGCUGAUAAGACCUCAAUGGUGAAAUGGACACAACUGGUCAUGAAAUGGACCAUUCAGUCUCAGAUUGAGGACAAUUUUGUGUCAUUCAUUUCCCAUAUUCAAAAUACGACCAUACAUAUCUCGUACAAUGGACCAUUUUCAUCCUGAACCGAGGACCAAAGAGUGCGGAGAAGAACAACACUACAACAAACCAGCCCCCUCAUGUUCUUCCGGGGUUGUACUGACCAUAGAUAUAGAAAGACUAGAAGGGACUAAGCCCCUCAGACCAUGGCAAUUUGAUUGGAACACUCAUGGGUUCACUCAAUAUGGCUGACAUUUCUAUGGUACUGUCUUCAAAUGACACCAGCAUAUCAGACAUUUCUCAUCUGACGCUCGCAGCCAUCGAAAACAAGUAUGAUGCAAUGGAAGACUGUUACCAUGACUGUUAGAGCCAGCUGGGCCUGUAACAUUCUGCAACAACUGCCUAUAGAAAGUCUACAACGCCCUUGGAAGUAGGAAAACAUUUGAUUUUAUUAUAAUUUUUUGGUCAACCAUCUACACAAAAUACUCUGUAAUGUCAAAAUGUAAGAAAAUAUAUUUAUUAAGAUUAAUGAAGAAAAAAAACACAUACCUUGAUUAGAUAAGUAUUCACCCCAUGAGUCAAUACAUGUUAGAAACACCUUUGGCAGCAAUUACAUCUGUGAGUCUUCUUGGGGAAGUCUCUAAGAGCUUUGCACAUCUGGAUUGUGCAAUAUUUUCCCAUUAUUCUUUUUAAAAUUCUUCAAGCUCUGUCAAGGUGUUGGGGAUUAUGACUGGACAGCAAAUGUCAAGUCUUGCCAUAGAUUUUCAAGCAGAUUUAAGUCAAAACUGUAACUUGGCCACUCAGGAACAUUCACCGUCUUCUUGGGAAGCAACUCCAGUGUAGAUUUGGCUUUGUGUUGUAGGUUAUUGUCCUGCUGAAAGGUGAAUUCCUCUCCCAGUGUCUGGUGUAAAGCAGACUGAAGCGUCCCAUUUAUUUUCAUCCUGACAAACUCGUCUUUUCCAAUGUCAAACAUACCCAUACCAUGAUGCAGCCACCACCAUGCUUGAAAAUAAGGACGCAGUUACUCAGUGAUGUGUUGUGUUGGAUUUGCCCCAAACAGAAGACUUUGCAUUUAGGCCAAAACGUGUAUUACUUUGCCGUGUUUGUUGUUGCAGUAUUACUUUAGCGCCUAGGAUGCAUGUUUUGUUUUUCCACUGUCCUUUCAGUCAUUAUUGUGGAGUCACUACAAUGUUGUUGAUCCAGCCUUAGUUUUCUCCCAUCACAGCCAUUGAACUCUGUAGCUGUUUUAAAAUGACCAAUGGCCUCAUGUUGACAUCACUAAGCAGUUUCCUUCCUGUCCUGCAGCUCAGUUCAGAAGGACGAAUGUAUGUAUCUUUGAUAUGUCUGGGUGGUUUAAUACAUCAUCCACAGCAUCAUUAUUAAAUUGACCAUGCUUAAAGAGAUAUUCAAUGUCUAAUUUGUUAUUGUUACCCAUCUACCAAUCAUUGCCCUUCUUUAUAAGGCUUUGGAAAAGUUCCUGGUCCUUGUAGUUGAAUCUGUGCUUGAAAUUCAAUACUUGACUAAGGGACCUUCCAAAUGUUGUACUGUAUGUAUUGGGGACAGAGGAAUUGGUAGUCAUUAAAAAAUUAUGUCAACCCCUAUUAUCUAUAUAACUUAUUAUGUGAUUUGUUAAGCCACAUUUUACUUCUGAACUAAUUUAAGCUUGCUUAAAACAAAGGGGGUGAAUACCUAUGCAAUAACUAUAUUUUAGUUAUUUAAUUUGUAUUCAUUUGUACAAAUUUGUAGAAUCUUCUUUUCACUUUGACAUUAUGGAGUAUUUUGUGUAGAUCAGGUGACCAAAAAAAAUCACAAAUAUUUUUCAAUCCUACUUUCUAACGGAACAAAAUGUGAAAAAAAGGGGGUUUAGACUUUCUAUAGGCACUGUAUGCUAACGAGCUAUGCUUAUUUAGUCACUUUGUUGUUUACAUUCUCGUGACAUUAUACAAUAUCCUAUUUUGAAUUAUUUUAGGGGUUUCUUUUUACGACUGUUUCAUCUCCCGAUGCAUUGUUUGUUCACCGUCUUUUUUUGUGGUCAUCUGAAUCAUCAUUUGAGAAUAGAAAAACAAUAUUAUCUUUGUUGUGGCUCACUGGGUGGUCUUUUAAACAUUGUUACAGAAUCAAGCACAACACUGUAGCCCAGUGGUCAACAACAUUUUCUGAGUCAAGAUCACUUUCUGAGUCAAAAUCACUUUGAGUCAAAAUCACUUUCUGAGUCAAGAUCACUUUCUGAGUCAAGAUCACUUUCUGAGUCAAGAUCACUUUCUGAGUCAAGAUCACUUUCUGAGUCAAGAUCACUUUCUGAGUCAAAAUGCAAGCCAAGAUCUACCGCUCAGAUUUCUUUUUACAUGACUUAAAAAACUUAAGCCUAUGCAACAUUAACCAAUUAAAAACAGUUCUGUAGCAAUGAGAUUUGUGCAGUAGGCUAUAGGCCCCAAUACAUUAUCACUGCAUUGGCUAUGCUUGAAUUGCCCUGCCAAUGUUGUUCUUCUCAGGUCAUUUUGAAAUUAUAUUUAAAACAUUUAGGUAUAUGAUCAUACUGGUAAUAGAUAAUUUGUUGUAUUACUUGUGAGGCACAGAUACAGUGGGGGAAAAAAGUAUUUAGUCAGCCACCAAGUGGGCAAGUUCUCCCACUUAAAAAGAUGAGAGGCCUGUAAUUUUCAUCAUAGGUACACGUCAACUAUGACAGACAAAAUGAGAAAAAAAAUUCCAGAAAAUCACAUUGUAGGAUUUUUUAUGAAUUUAUUUGCAAAUUAUGGUGGAAAAUAAGUAUUUGGUCAAUAACAAAAGUUUCUCAAUACUUUGUUAUAUACCCUUUGUUGGCAAUGACACAGGUCAAAAGUUUUCUGUAAGUCUUCACAAGGUUUUCACACACUGUUGCUGGUAUUUUGGCCCAUUCCUCCAUGCAGAUCUCCUCUAGAGCAGUGAUGUUUUGGGGCUGUCGCUGGGCAACACGGACUUUCAACUCCCUCCAAAGAUUUUCUAUGGGGUUGAGAUCUGGAGACUGGCUAGGCCACUCCAGGACCUUGAAAUGCUUCUUACGAAGCCACUCCUUCGUUGCCCGGGCGGUGUGUUUGGGAUCAUUGUCAUGCUGAAAGACCCAGCCACGUUUCAUCUUCAAUGCCCUUGCUGAUGGAAGGAGGUUUUCACUCAAAAUCUCACGAUACAUGGCCCCAUUCAUUCUUUCCUUUACACGGAUCAGUCGUCCUGGUCCCUUUGCAGAAAAAAAGCCCCAAAGCAUGAUGUUUCCACCCCCAUGCUUCACAGUAGGUAUGGUGUUCUUUGGAUGCAACUCAGCAUUCUUUGUCCUCCAAACACGACAAGUUAUAUUUUGGUUUCAUCUGACCAUAUGACAUUCUCCCAAACCUCUUCUGGAUCAUCCAAAUGCACUCUAGCAAACUUCAUACGGGCCUGGACAUGUACUGGUUUAAGCAGGGGGACACGUCUUGCACUGCAGGAUUUGAGUCCCUGGCGGCGUAGUGUGUUAGUGAUGGUAGGCUUUGUUACUUUGGUCCCAGCUCUCUGCAGGUCAUUCACUAGGUCCCCCCGUGUGGUUCUGGGAUUUUUGCUCACCGUUCUUGUGAUCAUUUUGACCCCACGGGGUGAGAUCUUGCGUGGAGCCCCAGAUCGAGGGAGAUUAUCAGUGGUCUUGUAUGUCUUCCAUUUCCUAAUAAUUGCUCCCACAGUUGAUUUCUUCAAACCAAGCUGCUUACCUAUUGCAGAUUCAGUCUUCCCAGCCUGGUGCAGGUCUACAAUUUUGUUUCUGGUGUCCUUCGACAGCUCUUUGGUCUUGGCCAUAGUGGAGUUUGGAGUGUGACUGUUUGAGGUUGUGGACAGGUGUCUUUUAUACUGAUAACAAGUUCAAACAGGUGCCAUUAAUACAGGUAACGAGUGGAGGACAGAGGAGCCUCUUAAAGAAGAAGUUACAGGUCUGUGAGAGCCAGAAAUCUUGCUUGUUUGUAGGUGACCAAAUACUUAUUUUCCACCAUAAUUUGCAAAUAAAUUCAUUAAAAAUCCUACAAUGUGAUUUUCUGGAGAAAAAAAUGCUCAAUUUGUCUGUCAUAGUUGACGUGUACCUAUGAUGAAAAUUACAGGCCUCUCUCAUCUUUUUAAGUGGGAGAACUUGCACAAUUGGUGGCUGAUUAAAUACUUUUUUCCCCCACUUUAAGUUAUUAUUAUUUUAUUUUUUUACUGGAUUGAUGGCUUGCAUCGGAUGGUCAAUCUGAGGGGAGCAAGGGAGCAACGGUAAGGCUGCCUCACCCGACUCACGGUCCCUUCGCCCUCCUUCCCCCCGACUCACGGUCCCUUCGCCCUCCUUCCCUCCGACUCACGGUCCCUUCGCCCUCCUUCCCCCCGACUCACGGUCCCUUCGCCCUCCUUCCCCCCGACUCACGGUCCCUUCGCCCUCCUUCCCUCCGACUCACGGUCCCUUCGCCCUCCUUCCCCCCGACUCACGGUCCCUUCGCCCUCCUUCCCUCCGACUCACGGUCCCUUCGCCCUCCUUCCCCCCGACUCACGGUCCCUUCGCCCGCCUUCCCUCCGUUGAGAAAAGGGGACAGUCUUCCAGCUGAUGGCGAAACUCAAAUUGCACUGCAUUAUUUCUGCCUCAUGCACAAAUUAAUGUUGUUACUCCUGUGACCAGAGAAAGUGAAAUAUUCCUCGAUAUUAAAAAAGACAAGCUGCUAAUAAUAUAAACGCAAGCUUAUCGGAACACUUUGCUAUACUGAUUCAUUGCAGCUGCAGUGCUGGUGGCUUAUAAAGUUUAUAUGGCUUAUAAAGUUGUUGAAGUGUUGACAGUGUUGAAUAACAACUUCAACAUGAACUUACACAUAAAAACAGCAGCUCUUUGCUGUAUUCAAUGGGUCACUAGUUAUGGUUUUAAAAGUUUUGAAAUCUCACAGUAUCAACUUUGAUGUGCGUUCGAGUCUUCUUUUUACAGUCUAUGGCUCGAAAAAACUGCAGACACGGUGGUCUGAGCUAUCUGUUUGGCCAGCGGUAUGCCUAUAGGUGCACAUUGACUCUGUGCCGGUGGCCCCUAUAUAUAGCCUCGCUAUUGUUAUUUUACUAUUGUUAUUUUACUGCUGCUCUUUAAUUAUUAUUAUUAUUAUUAUUAUUAUUAUAUAUUUUUAGGGUAUUCUUUCUUAAAAAUGUUGUGGGUUAAGGGCUUGUCAGUAAGCAUUUCACUGUAAGGCAUGUGACAAAUAAAAUUGUAUUUUAUUUGCUCUCUGGGUCUACCGGGUAGGCGGAGUUCUAUCAUCAGACGAAUUACAUUUUUCAAAAUGGGAACACUGUGCCUUCCCGGCGCUAGGGCUUCUGAAUCAAGUGCACCUACCGCCAACAGCGUGAAACGCAUAAAAUAGGAACGCAAGGCUUUAUCAUCGUUGUUUUUUUACAGAGAUGUUUGGUGAUCGACUAGGAAUGCCUUAGAGAUCGACCAGUUGUAUUACAAAUUAGAGCUACUGUGUCACCAAGCGUGUUUGUCAUGACAUCUCCACACCAUGUUCUUCCAUGGAAAUAUAAUCUAGUAAUUCUAUUUCUAUGUAGAGGAUCACUGGUGAGGAAUAGGCCUACUGUAUGACAAGCAGCAUUCCACACAGUAGUAUCAUGACACGUGUCCUGCUGACUCUGAAGCAGGACUGGACACACAUUUCACUGUGAAACAUGUUGGAUGGCAGAGGUGAACACUAGGAGUAGCACCCCUGCUUUACUGUAACAAGAACCUCCUCACUCCGCUCUCUCGCUUUCCUCUCACUCCUGGCUGGAGCAGAGGGGUGUGGGGGUGUAUUCUCUCCUGGCUGGAGCAGAGGGGUGUGGGGGUGUAUUCUCUCCUGUCUGGAGCAGAGGGGUGUGGGGGUGUAUUCUGUCCAGGCUGGAGCAGAGGGGUGUGGGGGUGUAUUCUCUCCUGGCUGGAGCAGAGGGGUGUGGGGGUGUAUUCUCUCCUGGCUGGAGCAGAGGGGUGUGGGGGUGUAUUCUCUCCUGGCUGGAGCAGAGGGGUGUGGGGGUGUAUUCUCUCCUGGCUGGAGCAGAGGGGUGUAUUCUCUCCUGGCUGGAGCAGAGGGGUGUGGGGGUGUAUUCUCUCCUGGCUGGAGCAGAGGGGUGUGGGGGUGUAUUCUCUCCUGGCUGGAGCAGAGGGGUGUGGGGGUGUAUUCUCUCCUCUCUCCUACUCUCCCUGGCUCAGUGUUUAGUUCAGGCAUGUUGCCCAACGCCCCACACUCCACUCCCAUUGGGUCAGGGGUCCUGCAGCGUGCAGCCACACCUCACAACACAAAGUCCUGUGGAAUGGAGUCACGUGGGAGAAUCUCAAAUCGCAUACUCCUCGCAUCGGCUCUCCUCGCCUCCUCAAAACCCAUUGGAUGAGAAAGCCAGAGCUCCCUCCCCUGUGACCUUCUCCUCCAAUGGGUUUUGAGGAGGCGAGGAGUAUGCAAUUGAGAUUCUCCCAUGGUCUAUUUUCUCAUAACUGGAGGGAUGAAUAGCUUAGAAGGAAUGCAUUGGUGAUUAAACAUAGAAGGUUUGUACUGUACUGAUAUAAAUUGUUUCACAUAACAAGCUGUGAUUCAUGUGAGGAACGUUAGGAGGUAGGAUGAGAUAAGAACUUGUGUCUCAAAAUACUAGACUACACUGCCUCUAUUGUGAUCUGUGAACCGUCCAAGGACGUGUACUGCAAAAGUGCUGAGUUUCUGGAUAAGUUGCAAAACAACUAGAUGCCUGGCAACAGUGGAGCGCCAAGGGUCUGGGACCAGCCUGUGCGCCAACGGAUUGGCUGAGUAAGUCUAAACCACGCUCAGUCUCUACUCUGAUUGGCCAGCAGGGAGCGGGAACUAUCUCUGUCAGAGUAUUUUAAGAAGAACUCAUAACAACGGCUUAGUUCUCUGUCUGCCCUGCGUGGUAUUUCAGUGAGCCCGUAUACGAACCAUCAUACUUAUCAUACAUACAUUUUGCAUAUAAUAAAUUUAGCUUGGAUUAAAUAUCUCUUGAUUUUCUCUUAUUCCAAUACCAGAUUUGAAUUACGCAAUUUCUAACAGUGAGAUCGGUGACACAUUGCUCUAGUCUAGUUUGAGAUUCAGUUCGCUGACUAAACUAAAUCCCAUACUCUAUCUUGCAGUAUCAUCGACUAAGC